GAGCCAGCGGCGGAGAGCGGGCUGCAGCGGGCCGACCCCGCGGCCCUCGCCUGGGACAGCAGCAUCCGAGGAAGCCGAGCGCAGCGCCCCCGGAGCCCCGCGCCGCCCGUGCACCCCGCCCGCCGCUCCCGCAGCAUGAGGCGCGGGGCGCCCUGGCUCUGGCUGUGCCUCUGCGCGCUGGCGCUGCGCCUGCCGCAAAAUGUGGCCACCAACGUGCCCCCCGAAGACCAGGACAGCUCCGGGGAUGACUCGGACAACUUUUCCGGCUCAGGCACAGGUCCUCUGCCAGACCUCACCUUGUCGCACCAGAGCCCCCCCACCUGGCACAGCCUGGGGCUCCUGACCAGCAGGCCUAUGGCCCCCGACCCCACCAGCCUGGCCACCUUGGCCACCUCAACCUCCAUCCCGCCAGCUGUGGAGGGCUCCAAGGAGGAGGCACCUGUGUUCCCUGCCCAGGUGGAGCCUGACGCCUCUGCCCAGGAACAGGGGUCCACCCACCCCCCUGGAGAGACCAUGCAGCACCCCACCACCCACUGGGCGUCCACAACCAGAGCCACCACAGCCCAGGGGGCCGACACCUCUGCCCCCCACGGGGUUACACAGCCCGGCCACACCCAGACCUCAGUGUCCACGCAGCCCAGCCAGCUCGGCCCCAGUGUUCACAGCCUGGGGGAGGACGGGGAGCCCGAGGCCACCAGCACGGCUGCCGAGGAUGGCGCUUCCAACCAGCUCCCAGUGGGAGAGGGCUCCGGGGAGCAGGACUUCACCUUUGAGACAACUGGGGAGAGCCUCCCCGGGCCUGUGGUGAAAGACCACCGGAACCAGCCCCCCCAGGGGGACCAGGGGUCCACAGGUGCCUCCCAGAGCCUCCUGGACAGGAAGGAAGUGCUAGGAGGUGUCAUCGCUGGAGGCCUGGUGGGGCUCAUCUUCGCCGUGUGCCUGGUGGCCUUCAUGCUGUACCGGAUGAAGAAGAAGGACGAGGGCAGCUACUCCCUGGAGGAGCCAAAACAGGCCAACGGUGGGGCCUACCAGAAGCCCAGCAAGCAGGAGGAGUUCUACGCCUGACGGGGGGCGCCCUCCUCCCUCUCCCCCUGCCACCUGCUAGGCCCCCAAUUGCCUCCUCCAUGACGAACCGCAGGCCCCACCUCCCACCACCUGCCUCCCCUAGGGCCCCCUCCUCCCCGGAAUCAGGAGGGGGGGGGACUCAGUGAGGGGACCCUUCUGCUUCUUAGACUUCUGCCUGGAGACUUGGGUGCGAGGGCUUUUCUUGACCUUUCCGCCACCACAGUUUCCGCCCUUCUGACUCAGUUUCCCCAAGCUGGAGUCACCGCUCCCCCUGCCCGGCUCUGGAGACGAAGGGUCUCUGUGGUUCCCUUGGGACCCGGAUGGCCGGUGGGCAGGAAGGUGCCAGGACCCACGGGUGACACGUCUGUAGCACUUACUUGUAGAGCCCGACGGCCCCCGGGAGUUGGGAGGCUGCGGGGGCUGAGGAGAAGGCUUGGGGCUCAUCCUCAUUCACUUCCUGUUGCGGGGAGGUCUCCGUUAUCGGUCAGGUGUUUCUCUGUCCAGCGGCCCUAGACUUUGGUCCUCCAGAGGACUGUGGUACCUUCCAUCUUGACCCCCCUAAGUCUGUGAUCAGGAAACCAUAUCAGGGUUAGGACCUCUGCUUUUUUUUUUUUUUUUUUUUUUGUCUUUUUUGUUUUGUUUUUAAUAGAAGAACCAAAACCCGGAAGCCAGCAUAGACAUUGAAGUUGGUGUUUUGUCUCUGGGCUGUCACUCCUGUGUGCGACAGGGUAUGUGGAUUGGAUGGUCUGUGGGCUGGCCCCUCCUGGCUGCCACGGGACGGACGCCAGCGUGUGUGUGUGUGUGUGUGUGUGUGUGUGUGUGUGUGUGCACACGUGCAGUCACACCCAUGUCCAUGGACUUGGGGCUGCGUGGCCGUGGCCUAGACUGCUGUGUGAGCGUGGGAUUCCUGGCACCCCAGGCCUGACACUGAAGAGAGGGAGGGGACUGUGGCGAUGGCAGAGGUGGCCAUGGAGCCAGGGGGUCUGCCGCAGAUGAAGCCCUUCCUCUGGGGCCGCCCCUGGGGACAUAUUCUCCAGGAUGGUGAUGGGGGGGGGGUCCUGGGUGCACCCUGUGUGGAGUUGCCCCCCUCCCCACCCCCCCCCUCCCCAAUGCCCUUUUACUGCCCUGCCCUGGGCUGGAUUCAGGAACCUUUCCAAAGAAUGAUCGUCUUUUUGCUUUUGGCAAAACUCUACUUAAUCCAAUGGGUUUUUUUCCCCCUCUGUACAGUAGACUUCCCAAGUGUAAUAAACUUUAAUAUAAAGUA
Molecule: messenger RNA, 2329 nt
Organism: Erinaceus europaeus (western European hedgehog)
Lineage: Eukaryota; Metazoa; Chordata; Mammalia; Eulipotyphla; Erinaceidae
Gene: SDC1
Product: syndecan 1
Exons: 5
Coding region: 136-1065 (309 amino acids)
Biological process (GO): cell migration
Cellular component (GO): membrane; cell surface
Source: RefSeq, a predicted model, not a curated record